GGUCAAUGGACUGAUUGCUCUUGGUAUAAAUCACCGUAUACGCAAGAUGGCCCCGACGUAUAAAGUCGCAUUAGUCCAGCUUCACCCCAAGCCGUUGGCCCCGGCUCAGAACUACGAGAAAGCUGCGGCAUUCAUACGCGAUGCCGCCACAAAAGGAUGCCAUCUAGCCGUGUUACCCGAAUACCAUCUCACCUCAUGGGUCCCCGACCGACCGGAGUUCAAGGAAUCAUGUGCAGAUUCCCUACAGUACCUGCAAAAGUACCAGGCUUUAGCAAAUGAACUACACAUUUGCAUCGUCCCAGGAACCAUAAUCGAAUCCAAUGAUAACUCCUUACAGAACAUCGCGUACUUCAUCUCGUCCAACGGCGAUAUUGCUGGGCGGUAUCAAAAGAAGAACCUAUGGCAUCCAGAGCGCCGCCAUCUUGUGUCAUCCGCCCACGAACCCCAUUUGGCUUUUGAUACGCCUCUUGGCCGUGUUGGUCUACUCAUUUGCUGGGACCUGGCCUUCCCAGAGGCUUUCCGAGAGCUCAUUGCCGACGGCGCUCAAAUCAUCUGCGUGCCAACAUUCUGGAGUCUGCGCGACGUAUCGGAUGAGGGCUAUGCCCUAAACUCUGAUGGCGAGGCUCUAUUUUUAAAUAGCACAGUUAUAGCUCGGGCGUUCGAGAAUACGUGCGCCGUCGUAUUUGUCAACGCUGGAGGUCCGCCGGAGAAGGGCGAGGACACAAGCUUCGCCGGCCUUAGCCAAGUUGGUGUCCCACACGUAGGAUCGCUGGGACGGCUGGGCAGCGCCGAGGGUAUGUCCAUUGUCGAUUUGGAUAUGGAUGUAUUGAGGAUUGCCGAUGAGAACUACAAGGUCAGAGAAGAUAUGCAAGCAGAGGGAUGGCACUACGCCUACACGCGCAUUCGAGACGAUAGCAAACUGUAGGAUACUUCUCACACACAUACAAACUGCUCAUAUCAACAGCAUAGUGCAUCAUGAAUUAAAUGCAUAACUACCGCUUGUAUGUACUAAGUAGGGGCUUUAUGAAGCUAGAGGCCGCCCUCGCAUGCCUGGCGCAAUUGUGGUAUGCAAGCAAACCUGUUCGGCAGGCAGAAGCUGCCAAGCAGUUUAUCUAAACCCUUUAUGCUUAUAAUAUAUCUAUCUACCUGCCUAUUAUGUAUGAUGCGCAUAGGGACAUUAAAAACAAACGUGCUAAAUUGCAAGGAGAAGGAAGAUAGGAGAAAGAAAAAAAGAUAAGAUAAUUAUUGCCCCCAUCCCGGAUCGAACGAGAGACCUUGUCAUGAUCUUGCAACUUUAUACAAGUGACACGCGCUACCACUACGCCAUAGGGGCU
Molecule: messenger RNA, 1334 nt
Organism: Xylaria bambusicola
Lineage: Eukaryota; Fungi; Ascomycota; Sordariomycetes; Xylariales; Xylariaceae
Product: carbon-nitrogen hydrolase
Exons: 3
Coding region: 47-925 (292 amino acids)
Molecular function (GO): hydrolase activity, acting on carbon-nitrogen (but not peptide) bonds, in linear amides
Source: RefSeq, a predicted model, not a curated record